Molecule: messenger RNA, 795 nt
Organism: Penicillium expansum
Lineage: Eukaryota; Fungi; Ascomycota; Eurotiomycetes; Eurotiales; Aspergillaceae
Product: alpha/beta fold hydrolase
Exons: 1
Coding region: 1-795 (264 amino acids)
Source: RefSeq, a predicted model, not a curated record
AUGACAGCUGAAUACCCAGUCUCCUAUUUAAGCUGGAAUGACAGCGGACCCGUGUCUAUCGUUCUAAUCCACGGCGCUUUGGUGUCUGGCAGUUGGUGGGACCUCGUGGUCCCCUAUCUCUCAACCAAAUAUCACGUUUUGGCCCCCGACCUACCAGGCCACGGCCAAUCGACUCACCAAGAAUUCUCAGUGCAGUCUGCCGCAGAUUUACUAGCACAACUUAUUCGCGACAAGGCAAUUGACUCGCACGCACACGUUGUAGGACACAGUCUCGGCGCUCGAGUAGCCAUCCAGCUCGCAUGUGCCUAUCCCGACCUGGUGCAAACAGUAUUUGUAUCGGGGUUUAUGUCAAUUCCUCGCACUGUCUUCACGCCUUACAUUCCCCGUGCGGUAUGGGCGACGCAGCGUAUCGAAAAUCUGAUACCGAGGUCGGUGAUUCGAUGGGCGAUGGAUGGUACCGAUAUUCCUCGUAAUCCAAGCUUAAGCACGCUGGCGCUUUGUCAACAAACUAUGACGCCUUCAGUCGAAUUGCAAUGGCCGGCUCCUUGGGCUGCUAGGACUUUGAUUGUGGUUGCUGCAAAGGGGGGUCUAGUACCCAGUGGUGAUAGCAAGGAGGUUGGCGUGAGGUUAAUGAAGACUGGUCGUGAAGGAAAUCCUGAGACCAUCGCUUACAGUCAUCCGGAAAUGCGGCAUCCAUGGAAUCGACAAAAUCCGCAGCUCUUUGCGGAUACCGCUCUGGCUUGGAUUGAAAAGGGAAAUAUACCUGAUGGGUUUGAAAAGCUUGUGCAUGAAUGA